Molecule: messenger RNA, 387 nt
Organism: Penicillium robsamsonii
Lineage: Eukaryota; Fungi; Ascomycota; Eurotiomycetes; Eurotiales; Aspergillaceae
Product: MBL fold metallo-hydrolase
Exons: 1
Coding region: 1-387 (128 amino acids)
Source: RefSeq, a predicted model, not a curated record
AUGCUCGAGCUAGGCCACGGUACCAAUACCGUAGACGUUUUCUGCGGUUGUCGAAUCUACAUCUCAGGAGACAUCUUGAUGGUAGAUGAGCUGCACAAAAUCCCUAAGCGACACACAGGCCAACGAAUUGACCUGAUGCUCGCCCACGGCGGCACACUCAUUCCUUCUCCUUUAGCUGGAAGACUUAUGGAACUGCUAGCGCUGAUGAUCACCAUGGAUGCGGAGCAGGGUCUGCAAUUGAUUCAGCUGAUCCAACCAGACGUGACAAUUCCGAUCCACUAUGACUACAAGGCGUUUGCGAGUCCGAGGAUUUCAGGCGCAUCAUGGCGGGGUUAUUGGACAAGGGUGUGGUUUUGGAUCGUAGGGACCAAUAUUGCCGAGUUAUGA